AUGGACACGGGCAGCAACCCUGUCACCUUGGACGGCGUGCUCCUUACUGAGUACCCGGCCACUCAUGACGUAUUUUGCAACAACGCGGCAAACGCCGAGCUAUUCCAGAUCCUCACGGAGGUCUACAAUAGCACCGAGCAACCCGAGGCGCGCUCCAAGUUAGUCACCCUCUUAUUUUCCUUCCUUGAGAAUGGCAUUUCUCACAGCAAUUUCCUCUCCAGCGAGGUGGCAAUGCACAAAGCGCGUGCCGACAAUCUCCAAACGAACUUCAACAAACUGACAGCUCAUUUCAUGGAGGCGUCCGCUGAGGCCAGUGCCGCCAGAGCUGCCAGACCAGCAGGCCCUGGUAAGAAGAAGGCCCAGGACCACGUUGAGAAGUUCAGCGGAGAUCAGAACGUCCAGAGCGGCGAACGACAGCGUGCCUUCCGAGCAUGGAAGAAUAGUCUGAUCUACAAGUUAGACGAGGACACCGAUGACUACCCUACGGAAGAAUCAAAAAUCAAGUACGCGGCCUCCCGAACCAAUGGAUCUGCGGCUGAUAUGUCUCUCGACGAUAUACUGAAAGCUCUCGGCGCGAUAUAUGACGUCACCAAUCCCGUCAAAGACGCUGAAGACGCUUUGAGUACUCUCCGUAUGGGAGGACUCUCUUGGCCCGAAUUUUACGGAAAGUUCUGCCAGUACCACGCUUUUCUCAAGUAUGACAAUUCAAGCAAGGUUACUCAACUCUCCCACAAGGUUAGUGAUGACCUCGCAAACGCUGUCGCGCUACAAGUCUCUACACCCGCCCCUGAUGACGUUACUGCCUGGGUACAUCUGUAUUCUACCCUCUUCGAUAAUCAGCAGCGCCUCAAGACUCGUAACGCUGGCGGCAACGACAGAGAAGGCAAUAGAGGGAACACGCAGAAUCAAACCCCAAAAGACCCAGACGCUAUGGAAAUCGACAAGAUCAACAGCAUCAUUCAGAAGGCCGGCGGACGUGGCAUAAACCGCAAAAUGUAUAACUACCGCAAGAACAAAAGCCUCUGCCAUGGCUGCGGCGACGGAACCCAUUACUGGCGCAGCUGUCCUCUUCGAGGCUACGACGGUAACCAGCAGAGGGGCCGCGGUCGAGGCCAGGGAAGAGGCAGAGGCGACUAUGGUGGAUGGAACGCCUAUAACGCUUACAAUAACGGAGGCUUCAACGGAGGCGGCUGGGGUCCUUGGCAAGGUGGCACCAAUGUGAAUCGGGGUGAUCGUGGCGGCGGCCACCGAAACCGCGGAGCUCAUUCUGGCGCCAGUGCUGGAGGAGGUUUCACAGUCAACCAUAUGGACUUCGGUUUCGGACCCGUUGCCUUCAACCCCUACACAGGCCAGCGAAUCGGAGGAGAGCAGGACCGCCCGGAAGAAAGCAGCGGCAUCGAGGAAGCGGAAACGAGUAGCUUCUGCUCAAUGCCGCGAGCAGAAGCAUAA
This is a messenger RNA of Pseudomassariella vexata, 1449 nucleotides long. RefSeq lists its product as uncharacterized. The transcript has 2 exons. Lineage: Eukaryota; Fungi; Ascomycota; Sordariomycetes; Amphisphaeriales; Pseudomassariaceae. The record is from RefSeq and is a predicted model, not a curated record. Bases 1 to 1449 code for a protein of 482 amino acids.